Molecule: messenger RNA, 777 nt
Organism: Cokeromyces recurvatus
Lineage: Eukaryota; Fungi; Mucoromycota; Mucoromycetes; Mucorales; Mucoraceae
Exons: 2
Coding region: 1-405 (134 amino acids)
Source: RefSeq, a predicted model, not a curated record
AUGGAUGCAAUAACCUAUACGACGAGAAGGACUAACAGAUCAAAGCAUUUGGAGAAAAAAUUAAAACCGCCUGAGGAGAUUGCUGUAGAAAAGGUAGCUAAAGUAAUACUAAUUAAGCAGGCAAAGAAAGAAUACAGAAAGUACCGUGACAGGCAACUAGAUGACUUUAUUGACAGAAUGAUUGAAAGUGCUCAGGAAAGAGGUCUAGCUACCUGGUUCGCAAGAGAACUUGGGAUCGAAUCAUGUGUGGUUCAAAGAUGGUGGAAAAUGUCCAGAGAAAUGGAAGAAGUACCUUACAAAAAGUCUUCUAUAAGUUCUGAUCCUCAGUCUUCUUUCAGCGAUGAUCACAACGGCUUUUUGAGGAACCUAGUGUAUGAUGAUCCCCCCCCAGCUUCCUGUGGGUGAUGUAGUGGGGGAGGUUAGCUGAACAAUUCGAAAAAUUUAGCAUCUCAAAAUCUCAACUCAAUAAUCACCUUCAGUCUUUACAUAUAGAACUACUCAAUAAUCAAUACCCAAAGAAAAUUUUCCUUGUAGAAAAUUGUAUUGAAAAAAAUUGUGUUGAAAAAAAAAAUCACUAGUUGGAAAACCAAAGCUAGUUUGUUUCUAGAUAGAAUAAUGAGUAUUUAUGAUAGCAAGGUUUGAAACAGCUUCAAGCUAUACCCUGAAGAUGAACAGUCUCUUGUACAGCGAUCAGAUUAUGAAUGCUCAUUAUGAAUGUUAGUUAAUUUUAGUCUUAUUCCGACAAUGUACAUUCUAGUGAUGCUGAAUUUAUUUAAC